Molecule: messenger RNA, 171 nt
Organism: Funneliformis caledonium
Lineage: Eukaryota; Fungi; Glomeromycota; Glomeromycetes; Glomerales; Glomeraceae
Source: the annotation of a GenBank genome assembly
GAAUCAUACGAGAUAGUGAUGGGUCUAUUAAAAUAUGAGCGUUUAUUAUCCGAAAGUUCGGAAUCCAUACAAGACUUUCUUUGGAGCAAUGAUAAUGAGAGCAAGACCUGUCAAAAAAUGACCACACGAAUUAUCUAUUCACCCACUAAGAAGAAAGCGCGAACUAGUUAA